Molecule: messenger RNA, 498 nt
Organism: Closterium sp. Naga37s-1
Lineage: Eukaryota; Viridiplantae; Streptophyta; Zygnematophyceae; Desmidiales; Closteriaceae
Source: the annotation of a GenBank genome assembly
AUGGCGGCCGAGCUGCCGGUGCUGACGCGCAAGGAGCAGAUCGACGCGUUCCUGUGGAACACCGUCGACGCCGUGCUCGUGCUGCGCUUCGGCCUCGCCGACGACCCCGCCUGCAUGCAGCUCGAUGACGUGGUGAGCCGCGAUUGGACGACGUCGGGCCGGGCUUCCGUUGAGCUGGCGCGGGCGGCGGCGGACGUGAGCGGGUUCGCGCGGGCGGCGCUGGUGGACGUGCGGGCGGCGGGCGUGGCGGCGUACGUGGCGUGCCUGGACGUGCAGGUGGUGCCGGCCUGUGUAUUCUUCUUUAACGCCACGCAUAUCAAGAUGGACUCCGGCACGCCCGACCACGGCAAGUGGGUGGGGCCGUUCACGUGCAAGCAGGACUACAUUGAUGUCAUUGAGACCAUAUUCAGGGGUGCGAUGAGGGGCAAGCUCAUAGUCACAUGCCCGCUGCCCAGAGACCGAAUCCCCCACUACGACCUGCUCUACCAGGGCUUCUAG